CCUAACAAGCCUACAAGAAUAUGGAAGAAGUAUUCCAGGAGUCCGAAGUGUUCUGGUCCGACCACCACCACCACCGCCGAGGAGACGAUGCUCAGAGCUCCAUCGACCACGAUGACGAAGACAGUUCUGAUCAUUCCAGGCAACCAUGGAGGAAGAAGGUGAUGAAAACGAGCAGCUCCGUUCCGGUCACUAUACCGGAGACUACGGCCACCGGUCGUUCUUGGUUACAUUUUCAAGAUUCCGAUGAAGAUGGCAAUGGCGAGAUGGUGCCGCCCCACUUGUUGGUAGCUCGGAGACUUGAAGGGAAGAUGGCCUUCUCUGUUUGCACCGGCAAAGGCAGGACCCUCAAGGGUCGUGAUUUGAAACAAGUUCGAAACUCCAUACUUCGAUUGACAGGGUUCAUCGAAUCAUGACGCC
Messenger RNA from Nelumbo nucifera (sacred lotus), 417 nucleotides. Its product is annotated as protein S40-1-like. NCBI's taxonomy places the organism in Eukaryota, Viridiplantae, Streptophyta, Magnoliopsida, Proteales, Nelumbonaceae. The record is from RefSeq and is a predicted model, not a curated record.